AGGCUACACGUCCUUAUCUCCUCGUAUAUUUAUCGACUUCAUCAUUCCAAAUUUUUGUUGCGUUUUGUUGUGGUCUACAUCUAGUUCUAGUCUUGUCUAUUACGUGGAGUAUAUGCCAUCUAGUACGUAAUUUUAUUUUAUACCAUUGGCGUCCCUGGGGCCAUCUACGGUUGUGUUGUGAGGCCAGCACAACUUCUUGAAUGCUAGUACUCUCUUCUUCAUCUUCCGAAAAGAUCAUGCGGCCGCACAGGAGCGGUUGGGCGACCACUCACGCGUACCGCUUCCGCCCAAGCAGUAGGACGAGGACCAAGUCGCUCUCUCAGCACUUCGGAGGAGCAGGCUUAUUUGUUGCGGUCCUUGGUGUUUGCGAGUUGCUACUUUUACUUUUUGCAAACGAGAACGUGUUCUUCACAUUCACAAGUAAGUACUUUGCGCCUUCAGCCCCGACGUCGACAACCUCGUCCCUUCUCGGCGUCGGCUCAUCUACUUUUUAUUUGCCGUUGGGAGGUCAAGGUCUGAACAUUUUCGCCCAGGCGGCUGCUCCUGCCGAAGGACGACCCGAUAAUGCGGACGAGGAUGAUGAAAACCAAAACUACACUGCCAGCGCUGACAAAAAAGAAGAACGACCUCCCGGAGCGGCGGCCGCAACUGCAGCUCGUGCCACAGGAGGUGGUGGACCAGGAGUAUCUACUUCUUGCCCGCCCCCCGCAGAAGAACAACUCCUGAAGCCCGGAGACUACGUCGAGAUUCACGGUCUGACCGGAACUAAACACGAGGUGUUGAACGGGAAAAAAGGCCUGAUCAUGUUCCCCGCUGAGCUUUUACUUGACACCGGCGACACCUUUCUGAAGAAGCUACUUCGUGAUCGGAAGCGUGAGGAGGUGGCGAGAGAAAUACAGCAAACAGCUCAGACUCCGGAAAAAUCGGGUUCUACCAGUUCGCGUGAUCUUCUCCUCGGUGGUGCAGGUGCUCCAGCAGCAUCAACAUCAUUUUCAUCCUCUCUGCAACAACAUCGGCCGUCCUUUCUACCAGAAGGGGUUUUUCCAUCAACCUCUCUACCAGCCACGGCUUCUGGUAGUUUCGAGCCGCGGAGCCGUCGUGGAGAUGAUGCGGAGAAAGACGAAAAUACACCUUGUGCUGAAUAUCCUGUGUAAAAAUGUAUGACCGGGCAGUAGAAGUCUAGCGAGCCUGUGAGUCUAGGCUGAGGCUGGUCGGUCGGUAUUUUAUACAGACCCUAGCCCUUCGGCCAUUGGUAGCCAGGACCUGAGAACGUUCCCCCAAUUAAGAGACGGCAAGCCAUUUCGCUUGUAAGAUUCUAUUUCCGUCUGUAUCUCUAUUAUUCUCAGGUCCCAGGGAGUCACGCCCCUGCCAUGGUAGUGAAGAGUAUUAUUGUCUGGCGAGACGGGGUUGAAAUUAAACCCCGGCCAGACUUUAUUUUCCGCCCCGGUGACCCGUUUCGGUCACUGAUUAGGGGCUUUAUUUUAUCUGGUGAGACAGGGUUGAGAUUAAACCCUGGCCAGAUGGUUAUGUUGGUUUUGUCCGGUGAGACGGGGUUGAAAUUAGACCCCGGCUGGACCUUUUAUUGCGAGCCCUGACCCAUUUCGGUCAGCGAUUCUGGCUCCGCUUUUUCUGGUGAGACGGGGUUGGAAUUAUACCCCGGCCAGACAUAUUAUUUUCCGCCCCGGUGACCCGUUUCGGUCACUGAUUCCGGGCUUUGUUUUAUCUGGUGAGACAGGGUUGAGAUUAAACCCUGGCCAGAUGUUUUAUUGAGAUUGUCCGGUGAGACAGGGUUACGAUGGAACCCUGGCCGGAUGGUUUGACAGCUAGCCCUGACCCAUUUCGGUCAGAGAUUCUGGCUUUGCUUUGUCUGGUGAGGUGGGGUUGAAAUUACACCCCGGCUGGACUUAUGAUUUUCCGCGGUCAAUCUCAAUGACCUUGGUUGUUUUUAUCCUGACCUUUCUCGGCUGUUUGGCACUGGCGGUAAACGGGCUCCGAGCCCAAUCCGUUACCCUUGCAGAGGGGGAGACUGGGAUAAGAAAAGCCGGGGGCUUGUUGUAUUCCGUUGGGGUUUUUGAGCUCCCAUAGGGCUUUUUGUGUCUGGCCUUUGCCAAUUUUACGUUGCGAGAAAGGUCACGGAUAAAACGACCAAGGUCGGUGCUAUUUAGCGUCUUUGGCGCCAUUGCUUGCGCGCUGUUUUGAGGCUGCUGCGGAUUUUCGUUAUAUCGCCUGCCUUGCAGGCUGAGGGAAACCUCCGGUCCCACAUUACGUAGCUCGCUGUGUUUUUUUUUUGGGCUUGGACUUAUAUUGCUUUCCCGCCUUCCAGGGCUCCGCGGCCUUUUCGAUGGGGCAUGUUGUCCCCCAAAUUCAUCGCUGGGUCGCUUCGCUUCCUGCGGGUUCUUUGGGGUUGCUUCGGCGCGUGGCUCCUUCGGCGGUGGCGGGGUGCCCCAUCGCGGGCGCUCAUGCCCUUCCGGUGAAGACGGCUUCCCACUGGAAGCCUACGAUCAUCCAAAGGAUGAUCUAUCUCUGGCUGAUUCUGUAUAAAAUGUAUGACCGGGCAGUAGAAGUCUAGCGAGCCUGUGAGUCUAGGCUGAGGCUGGUCGGUCGGUAUUUUAUACAGACCCUAGCCCUUCGGCCAUUGGUAGCCAGGACCUGAGAACGUUCCCCCAAUUAAGAGACGGCAAGCCAUUUCGCUUGUGAGAUUUGCCCACCCACCCGCCCUGGUGAUUUUCUGUUGUCAGAGCAUAGGUCAUGAGGCUUCGAGCCGCUUCGCUUUUCGCGGGGCUGGACAGAGGCCUACGACGUCUUCGCGUCGGUUGUGGCGGGGUGCCCCAUCGCGGGCGCUCAUGCCCUUCCGGUGAAGACGGCUUCCCACUGGAAGCCUACGAUCAUCCAAAGGAUGAUCUAUCUCUGGCUGAAUCUGUAUAAAAUGAACAGAACGACGACGUCCCCGCGGAUCCAUAUAUAAAGAUGCGAACUCCUUCAACUUCUUCUUUGCAGCACAAUUCAACAAGUUUUGGCUGUUGCGCAUGACAAACUUAGGGUCGCAUUGUGGUCGUGUUUGACUAGUAGGGCAGCCACACAGCAUUGCGAUCAUGAUCAUCUUACUCGGAUUCUACCAGCAUUGCGUCACUAGAUUCAAAAGCAUAUACAACUGGAAAACGUUUCUCCAGGUGCUGGGGUUGGCAAAUGUUUUAGCUGCCGUUGUGUAAAUAUAUAUGUUAUGACGAACAAUUGUAUUAAGAUUAGGGUGAGCAGGCGUUUCUACACAGGAUAAGAGCGCCGGAAAAUCAUCUGCGUCACGACCCAGUUCGGCUCAGGUUCAGCGAUGGGCAGUCACCACACUGCUGACGGCGGCGGAGUAUUCCGCCGGACGGAAGGACGACGACUCCACUGCGCUGGACAGGGGAGCGUGGAAAAACCUCGCAGUCCGGGCUGACAACCUGAGGCUCUUACCGCAGGCGGAUUUUUUUCCGGGCGGCGAACGCGACUCGGAGUCCGAGCCCGACGUUGGCGCCAGACGCGGAAGUAGUGGUAGAAGCAGCGGUCAACGUGGCAAUAGUAUUUCUGGCUCCCCCUCCUUCUCCGUUCUCGCCUCCUCGCAGUGGCGUCAGCUUGGCCCGCUGCUGUCCGAGGUCACAAGCGAACAGAAAACCACGAACAGUUUCGUGUUUAAGCGGCGCGGCCACUUGCACCAGACCUCGGACUACCUCACCGGGCAAAAGCGAUCUGGCACACCGAUGUGCGGGUUUGUGUUAGAGGACAAAACGUCGCGGAGUGAGACACAGAUCGUCCGGAAGGCGAAGAUUUACUGGUUCCGCGAACAGAAGGUAAGUGAGGAAGACCUGGACAUCAAGAUCUUCGGAGAAACCGGCAGCUCCACAUUCGACAUGAGCACCGGGAAGAUCACGCGACACAGGUACCUCGCCGAUAGUUGGCGGCAGAAAAAAGACUUACGGAUGAUCGAGGCCAAGAAAGUGCUUGCCCCCCUGGAGGAGAUCCAGCGCGCGAUCGCGAACGUGGGUCUGCUGAAGAAACAGGAAAAGGAGGACGGCGAGCGAUUGAAGAAGGAAAUGCAUGCGUUGCGCAUCGCGGAAAUGGCAAACACCGACCAGGAGAAAGCGGCUGCCGUCGCCUUCGCAGCGGCCCUCCCGGGCGCGGGACAGGAGCUGAGCCGUUUUCUUCCAAGAAAUCAGAAGGAAAUCCUAUUCAAGAAAUUUGAAGACAAGGUCUUCCACGAGAGUAACUACGGCUUUAACGACUCCUACUACCGAUUUGUCAAACGGCACGGCCGGGUGCUAUGGUGCGAUGAAAUUAAGUAUGCCCCCAAGGACCUAAAUUUUGUUUGCAUCGUAAGGGAGCUGCUAAACCAUGCGGCCGAGCGAAAGAUACAUGUCGCACUCUCAUGUAUGAAACAGAGGCAUAUGUGCUUCAACAAGUCUGUCGAGAGUAACAAAUGGCUUUUUGUGCUACCGCUGACGGUGCCUUGUAAGUUUGUUGUGCAUCUUCACGGAACUUGUGGUCCACCACACGGACUUGCACGUCCUGUCUUGCAUGACAGAUUUGACGUUCUGGAGGAUGUUGGGGCCGUACUUUUACAUUCUAUACGUCAUGGUAGAAAAGCACGACUUCGACCGGGGCAAAAUCCAGUACUACGAGUACAUUUAUGACACUGCGGAAUACGCGGACUUCGAUAUUGUCUCGUUCCAGGAAGAAGAAGACGGGGCGCCGUUUUAUGCAUCACAAAGAAAUGUGUCUGGUUUUGGAACGAAGGAUGUCGUCACGCGAAGUCCUCUCGAGCACAAAAAUAUCAGUGCUGCAUGAACGGCAGAACUUGCCAAGUGCCUGUCAGGAAACAGGUGGAUUUCUCAGGCGGGAUAGGCAUGCGGAAGGCCUCGCAAGAUCCGCGCUGCUUGUUCUGUGUGCAUUAUUCCAGAGCAUGUGUGUGGUCCGUGAGAUGCAUGUACAAAUCUUGCGCUCUUCCAGACCCGGACACAUUUGCACUGGAUACGUUUCGCGUCAACAUCAAACUUCUCCUCGGGCCGGCGACUGAGGUAUUUGACUAACGCGUCGACGUCAGUCAACAAGAAAUACUACAAAUACUUGAUGAAUAAACUUGAGGAAAAAGUUCUUAGAGAAACAACUUGAGGAAUAAACAUACAUCAAACUUUUCGUACGCGAAGAAAAACAUGCCGGGAACAACGAGAUGAUAACUAAUACGAUACCGUCCUCCGUGCAGCUGGUGCUGGCUCUGGCAGGACGUGCACGAUCACGACCACAUCGUUCACAAGCUUGACACGCUUCCGUUCCGCAAUUUUUUUGAACGCGUAAAAUAAAGAAAAAGUACUACUAACUACACUAGGUGUAUCGUCGACCCUUUCCGUGGAGGAAAGACGACAAACCGGAAGGAAAAGAUGUCCCUGCCUGGGUACCGUUUUCGGAUCACCUGCCCGGGGAGACACAGCCCAGCGGACUGCGGCCCCCGAAAUACGAAGAGCAAGAGGAGACGGUCCUGCUGGUGAAGGAACGCGAGCUGGUACGGAGUCCUACGGCACCCUUUCCGGCGGUAAUUCCUGCUAUGCCACGCGGAUGAAAUAAAUCACAUCGACUGCUUCGUCUGUUUGUCGUAACGACUUACACACAUCUUACUAAGCGCACUUUUAAUGCAUGUUUUGAAGAUUGAGAUUCUUUUGCAUCCUUCACAAUCAAGAGGUUGUAUUUAUGGACGAAGAACCACUCCUGACGUGCAGCAUUCGAUAGGGGUUAUUUCAACGUGGAUAUCCGCGAAAGACAUUUUGGAUCGGGAAUAUUCCUUUCUUGCGGACCAGAAGGGACUUUGAAGAAGUGCAUGCAGACUGAUCGGAAAUAAAGGCUUGCUCUCGUGCUUCUAAGAAAAUAUGUUACUUUGUGCAUCUGCAUUUUUGCGUCUCUUAUUUCAAACAACUAUCGGAGUCAGACACAUGCAUACCCGAUGGAAAAUAAAGUGAACUGAAUUUGACGAAGUCCAACAAUUUUGAAAAUAGAAAUGAAACCACCAGCUUUUGUUUUUUGUAAACGUUUAAGUUUUGGCUUUUGCCCUGCUGACUGAUCUCCUGAUACUGAUAGCUCGUCACCCGCUCUAGUGCCUUUCUAUUCGUCAUUCGUUGGCGCCAUCUGGGGACCACAUGCACCAAGAAGCAGCAGCAGAAUUUUGUAGCUCGACUUUGGUGCAGCUGUGAAGAUGAUGUAAGUAUGCACUAGACGGAGAACAAGCUGGGAUCAUGGAGGUUCUUUUUGAAUAAUCAGGAACGAGUUGAUAUGAUGUGUCCACUAACGACUGAAAUACCUGAGUCGCUCUUUGGCAGCACAGCGAAUCAUGUGUCGCUCGACGAGAAGUGAAUCAUGCGCCCUCGCAAAUGAACCUCAUAGAACAUCAUACGAAAAGCAAAGCAUCUGAGCUACAU
Molecule: messenger RNA, 6440 nt
Organism: Amoebophrya sp. A120
Lineage: Eukaryota; Dinophyceae; Syndiniales; Amoebophryaceae
Source: the annotation of a GenBank genome assembly